GGGAGGCGGAGGGGAAAGUUUGUUUAUUUUGUUUUUAGUUUCUGGGGUCCCCGCGCUUCUGGAAGGUGAAGCGGGAGGGAGUGACCCCCGUACCCCUCGGUCUCCCUAAGACGUCGCCUCCAUAGCCUGCGGAGAAGCGGAGACCGCGCGCAUCGCCUCGCCUCACAGCGGAACGCCGCGCACUGGGAGCCGGUACGGCUCGGCGGAUUUUGGUUUUUUGUACUGAAUGUAACCUAGACUCAUCUUCACGGGCUCGUGUUGCCCCAGGAUACUGUCAAAGGCAGUAUUUGUGAGUUUCUGCAAAGUUUUGCACAGUCUGUUCCCAUGCAAACCAAUGAGGGAGAAGUAUCGGAAGAAAGCAGUUCCAAGGUGGAACAGGAGGAUUUUGUAAUGGAAGGGCAUGGCAAGACUCCACCUCCUGGUGAAGAAAGCAAACAAGAGAAGGAGCAGGAAAGGGAAGAACAGUUAAUGGAAGACAAGAAAAGGAAGAAAGAGGAUAAAAAGAAAAAAGAAGCCACUCAGAAGGUCACGGAACAAAAAACCAAAGUGCCCGAAGUGACGAAACCAAGUUUAAGCCAACCAACGGCCGCCAGCCCAAUUGGCAGCUCUCCAUCGCCACCAGUCAAUGGUGGCAACAAUGCCAAAAGGGUGGCAGUGCCGAACGGACAACCGCCAAGCGCCGCCCGCUACAUGCCUCGGGAGGUGCCGCCGCGAUUCCGUUGCCAGCAGGACCACAAAGUGUUACUGAAACGAGGGCAGCCCCCUCCACCGUCCUGCAUGCUCCUUGGGGGUGGGGCAGGGCCUCCUCCCUGCACAGCACCUGGAGCAAACCCAAACAACGCACAAGUGACAGGAGCGCUGCUGCAGAGUGAGAGUGGGACUGCACCAGAGUCAACCCUUGGAGGUGCUGCUGCUUCAAAUUAUGCAAAUUCCACUUGGGGCCCGGGAGCCUCCUCCAACAACGGCACCUCCCCCAAUCCAAUUCACAUCUGGGACAAAGUGAUUGUAGACGGGUCUGACAUGGAAGAGUGGCCUUGUAUUGCCAGCAAAGAUACUGAAUCUUCUUCCGAAAACACCACCGAUAACAACAGUGCCUCGAACCCUGGCUCUGAGAAGAGCACUCUGCCAGGAAGCACCACCACUAGUAACAAAGGAAAAGGGAGCCAGUGCCAGUCUGCAAGUUCUGGGAACGAAUGUAAUCUUGGGGUCUGGAAAUCUGACCCUAAGGCUAAAUCUGUUCAAUCUUCCAACUCUACUACAGAGAGCAACAAUGGACUAGGAAAUUGGAGGAAUGUGAGUAGUCAAGACAGAAUUGGACCUGGCUCUGGCUUCAGCAACUUUAACCCAAAUAGCAACCCAUCUGCCUGGCCAGCACUGGUCCAAGAAGGAACUGCUAGGAAAGGAGCAUUGGAAGCAGAUAAUAGUAAUUCCAGUGCACAGGUUAGCACAGUAGGUCAGACAUCCAGGGAACAGCAGUCAAAGAUGGAAAAUGCGGGUGUUAAUUUCGUUGUCUCUGGCAGAGAACAGGCUCAAAUUCAUAACACUGAUGGACCAAAAAAUGGAAACACUAACUCCUUGAACUUAAGUUCACCAAACCCCGUGGAGAAUAAGGGAAUGCCCUUUGGAAUGGGCUUGGGGAACACCUCCAGGAGCACUGAUGCCCCUUCACAAAGCACUGGAGAUCGAAAGACUGGGAGUGUUGGAUCUUGGGGUGCAGCUAGGGGGCCUUCUGGAACUGACACAGUCUCUGGACAAAGCAAUUCUGGAAACAAUGGGAACAAUGGAAAAGAGAGAGAGGACUCCUGGAAAGGAGCUUCUGUUCAGAAAUCAACUGGGUCAAAAAAUGACUCUUGGGACAACAAUAACAGGUCUACGGGUGGGUCCUGGAACUUUGGCCCUCAGGACUCUAAUGACAACAAGUGGGGUGAAGGGAACAAAAUGACAACUGGGGUCUCUCAGGGAGAAUGGAAACAGCCGACUGGGUCUGAUGAGUUGAAAAUUGGAGAAUGGAGUGGUCCAAACCAACCAAAUUCUAGCACUGGAGCAUGGGACAAUCAAAAGGGCCACCCCCUCCCUGAAAACCAAGGCAAUGCCCAGGCUCCCUGUUGGGGAAGAUCUUCCAGCUCCACAGGAAGUGAAGUUGGAGGUCAAAGCACUGGAAGCAACCACAAAGCAGGAAGUAGUGACAGUCAUAAUUCUGGCCGUCGGUCAUACAGGCCCACACACCCUGAUUGUCAGGCUGUCUUGCAGACUCUUUUGAGCCGAACUGAUUUGGACCCCAGGGUGCUCUCAAACACUGGCUGGGGCCAAACUCAAAUUAAGCAGGACACAGUGUGGGAUAUUGAAGAGGUGCCAAGGCCUGAGGGGAAAUCUGACAAAGGAACUGAGGGGUGGGAGAGCGCUGCCACACAGACCAAGAACUCAGGGGGCUGGGGAGAUGCACCCAGCCAAAGCAAUCAAAUGAAGUCUGGAUGGGGGGAGCUCUCAGCCUCUACGGAGUGGAAAGACCCUAAGAACACGGGAGGCUGGAAUGACUAUAAGAACAACAACUCUUCCAACUGGGGAGGAGGACGACCAGAUGAAAAGACAUCUUCCUCUUGGAAUGAGAAUCCCAGUAAGGAUCAGGGGUGGGGAGGUGGACGCCAGCCCAAUCAAGGAUGGACUUCUGGGAAGAAUGGUUGGGGAGAGGAAGUUGAUCAAGCAAAAACCAGCAAUUGGGAAAGUUCUGCAAGUAAACCUGUGUCUGCAUGGAGUGAAGGAGGACAGAAUGAAAUUGGAACUUGGGGUAAUGGUGGGAAUACAAGCCUAGCUUCAAAAGGUGGAUGGGAAGAUUGCAAAAGAUCCCCAGCAUGGAAUGAGACAGGCAGACAGCCCAAUUCCUGGAAUAAACAACACCAACAGCAGCAGCAGCCACAGCAGCCACAGCCACCACAACCAGAGGCUUCUGGUACCUGGGGAGGUCCGCCCCCACCACCUCCAGGCAACGUUCGACCUUCCAAUUCCAACUGGAGCAGCGGGCCACAGCCCACAACCCCUAAGGAUGAGGAACCCAGUGGUUGGGAAGAGCCAUCCCCACAGUCAAUUAGUCGGAAAAUGGACAUCGAUGAUGGCACUUCAGCAUGGGGAGACCCUAACAGUUACAACUACAAGAAUGUGAAUCUGUGGGAUAAGAAUUCCCAAGGGGGCCCAGCACCACGAGAACCAAACCUGCCCACCCCGAUGACCGGUAAAUCAGCAUCAGUCUGGAGCAAAAGCACACCACCUGCUCCAGAUAAUGGUACUUCAGCUUGGGGUGAGCCAAAUGAAAGCAGUCCUGGGUGGGGCGAAAUGGAUGAUACAGGAGCAUCGACCACAGGCUGGGGGAACGCACCCGCCAACGCUCCCAAUGCCAUGAAACCUAAUUCCAAAUCUAUGCAAGACGGCUGGGGGGAGAGUGACGGGCCAGUUACAGGAACUCGCCAUCCCAGCUGGGAAGAGGAGGAUGAUGGAGGAGUCUGGAACACCACUGGCUCUCAGGGAAGUGCUUCCUCCCACAACUCAGCAAGCUGGGGACAAGGAGGAAAGAAACAAAUGAAGUGCUCACUAAAAGGAGGAAACAGUGAUUCAUGGAUGAAUCCUCUUGCCAAACAGUUUUCAAAUAUGGGGUUGCUGAGUCAAACUGAAGAUAAUCCAAGCAGCAAAAUGGAUUUGUCUGUAGGAAGCCUUUCAGAUAAAAAAUUUGAUGUGGACAAGCGAGCAAUGAAUCUCGGGGAUUUUAAUGAUAUCAUGAGGAAGGAUCGAUCUGGGUUCCGUCCACCUAAUUCCAAAGACAUGGGAACCACAGAUAGUGGGCCUUAUUUUGAGAAGCUGACUUUGCCUUUCUCCAAUCAAGAUGGGUGCCUUGGGGAUGAGGCUCCCUGCUCUCCCUUCUCCCCUUCUCCCAGCUACAAGCUGUCUCCCUCUGGUUCCACACUACCCAACGUCAGCCUUGGAGCAAUCGGCACAGGGCUCAACCCCCAAAACUUCGCUGCUAGACAAGGUGGUAAUCAUGGUUUGUUUGGAAACAGCACAGCACAAUCGAGAGGUCUGCACACACCAGUGCAGCCACUGAAUUCUUCUCCUAGUCUCCGGGCGCAAGUGCCUCCCCAGUUUAUUUCCCCCCAGGUUUCUGCCUCAAUGCUCAAGCAGUUUCCCAACAGUGGCCUGAGUCCAGGUCUUUUCAACGUGGGGCCCCAGUUAUCGCCUCAACAAAUUGCCAUGCUGAGCCAGCUUCCGCAGAUUCCCCAGUUUCAGCUGGCAUGUCAGCUUCUCCUGCAGCAGCAGCAGCAGCAGCAGUUGUUACAGAACCAGAGAAAGAUUUCUCAAGCUGUGCGUCAACAGCAGGAGCAACAGCUGGCCCGAAUGGUGAGUGCACUCCAGCAGCAGCAACAGCAGCAACAGCAGCAGCAGAGGCAGCCUAGCAUGAAGCAUUCGCCGUCUCAUCCCGUUGGGCCCAAGCCACAUCUGGACAACAUGGUACCCAACGCGCUGAAUGUGGGGCUCCCAGACCUUCAAACCAAAGGGUCAAUACCUGGAUAUGGUUCUGGCUUCAGCUCUGGCGGCAUGGACUACAGCAUGGUCAGUGGGAAGGAGGCUGGGACUGAAUCUCGCUUUAAACAGUGGACGUCCAUGAUGGAGGGACUGCCCUCUGUAGCCACACAGGAAGCCAGUAUGCACAAAAAUGGCGCUAUAGUGGCCCCUGGUAAGACCCGGGGAGGGUCACCAUACAACCAGUUUGAUAUCAUCCAGGGCGACACACUGGGUGGCCACACGGGUCCUGCUGGUGAUAGCUGGUUACCUGCCAAAUCUCCACCAACAAAUAAAAUCGGAAGUAAAUCCAGCAAUGCCAGUUGGCCUCCAGAAUUCCAACCAGGAGUGCCAUGGAAAGGUAUCCAAAACAUUGACCCUGAAUCUGAUCCCUAUGUGACCCCAGGAAGUGUGCUGGGGGGCACAGCUACAUCUCCCAUUGUCGAUACUGACCACCAGCUGCUGCGGGAGAACACCACAGGGUCUAAUUCUUCCCUCAACACCUCGCUGCCUUCACCUGGUGCCUGGCCCUACAGUGCCUCUGACAACUCCUUUACCAACGUUCAUAGCACUUCAGCAAAGUUUCCUGAUUACAAAUCAACAUGGUCCCCAGAUCCCAUAGGACACAACCCCACUCAUCUCUCCAACAAGAUGUGGAAAAACCAUAUUUCCUCCAGGAACACUACACCGCUGCCCCGCCCACCUCCCGGUCUGACCAACCCCAAACCAUCAUCUCCCUGGAGCAGCACAGCACCCCGAUCAGUCAGGGGGUGGGGGACACAGGACUCACGGCUUGCCUCAGCCUCUACCUGGAGUGAUGGUGGUUCAGUUCGUCCUAGUUACUGGCUAGUUCUUCACAAUCUCACUCCACAGAUUGAUGGGUCAACCUUGAGAACGAUCUGCAUGCAGCAUGGCCCACUGCUGACAUUCCAUCUGAAUCUAACCCAGGGCACUGCCCUGAUCCGAUACAGCACCAAACAGGAGGCGGCCAAGGCCCAAACUGCACUGCACAUGUGUGUAUUGGGAAACACUACCAUCCUGGCUGAGUUUGCCACCGAUGAUGAAGUUAGCCGCUUUCUGGCACAAGCUCAGCCCCCUACACCUGCAGCAACCCCAAGCGCGCCGGCCGCAGGGUGGCAGUCACUGGAGACCGGCCAGAACCAGUCAGAUCCCGUCGGACCUGCUCUGAAUCUUUUUGGUGGGUCCACUGGGCUCGGGCAGUGGAGCAGCAGUGCUGGUGGCAGCAGCGGGGCCGAUCUUGCUGGCGCUUCGUUGUGGGGGCCCCCAAACUAUUCUUCUAGCUUGUGGGGAGUCCCAGCGGUGGAAGAUCCCCACAGGAUGGGCAGCCCUGCUCCUUUACUACCUGGUGACCUUCUGGGAGGAGGGUCGGAUUCAAUCUGAACUUAGAACUUUCAACUCUGACCUCGUGACCUUUUUUGGAACAGCAGCAGCACUAACUUGACCUUUUCGUUUUUUUUUUCAACUUGCAAUAAAUACAUUUUUAAAAGGAAAAAAGAAAACGGAGAGAGAAAAAAAGGUGGGUCAUUGACAGACUGAGCACAUAGUUGCCUCCCUUAUAACUUCAGUUUUUUCGUUUGGAAUAUGAAUCCAAAAAGAGAACAUAUCACUCUUGAAAUACUUGAAUCAUGAACGCCAACCUAGAAAGACAAUGUGAAGCAAGUACACAUACCAUUUAAAUUUAAACACAAAAAAAUUAAAAAAAUUAGUUUCUAGUUUUUCACUUUUUUCAUGUUAUAUGGAAGUUGUUGCUAAGAAACAUAUAUACUGAAAAAAUAGCUUUUUAACUUUGUUUGCACUGGGUGUGUUUCCGUCCUUAGGUCUACCAUGUUUGGGAGGGAGGGAAAUUCAAAAGAAUUGUUGGGGGAGGAGGGAGGGAAGACUUGACGGAGCCUCACUUUAAAAACAAAAACAUAAAAAACCUGAAAAAAAAAAAAAGGAAAAAAUUUGUGAUUGGCUGGUUGAUAAAUACCAGUGUGUUCUGGCACAUGUAACUGCCCAGGCAUGCUCGUUCUGGUGUGUGUGUGCACGUGUGUUCAUGUGCAUUCGCGUGCAUCCUUCUCUGUCUCUGUGUGUGUGCCUGUGUCCUGCCUCUCCUGCUCCCCCACCCUGGUUUCUCAGAAAGCUGCAUUGCUGACAGUCUGCAGGCUGGCUGGCCGGCCAUCUGCUUUUUAUUUUAAUUUUUUUUUUAACUAUGAGAACACACAAGUGCAGAGAGCCACUGCUGCUUAGAGCAACUCCGUUGGACUGCAUUAAGAUGAACAUUGUAAUUAGUGUAAGUGGCUGGGCGUGGUGUUAAGUGCCCGUCAUCUCAGCUACGUAGGAUGCUGAGGCAGGAAGAUCACUUGAGUCCAGGAGUUUGAGGUUGUAGUGAGCUAUAAUGACACCACUGCACUCCAGCCCAAGUUAACAGAUCAAGACCCUGUCACGACAACAACAGAAAAAAGAUGAACAGAGUGGCUUUUUAAUGAUGAAAGCCAGGAGCUCCUUCUCAUUUACAAAUUAGCCUGAAUGUGAGGUUUCUGUAGCUUAUCUUUUGACCUAACAGUAGAGUAGAGUACUGCCAAGUCCCAAAAAAACAGGAGAGCAGGAGGUACCUCUUAGAGCAACUGUGUGUUUAUUUCUGUUUCUUUAAAGUGAACAGCCAUGAUUCACAUCUGAAUAUCUUUCAUUAGUUUGAAUGGAAACAGAAGAUAAGUUUUUAAUUAUGUGAUGUCUCAAAAAUGUGAUCAGGUUUGAGAAAUUCAUCAAAAAAUUAGUUAAUGCUGAAUUGAAUAUUUCUGUUGGUUCUCUUUUUCAUUCUAUGAAAACAGAAACAAAAACAGUGGUAAGCAGCCUCCUGAAAGCACACGCAGCUACUCCCUGUCUGCUUCUCUUUUGCUGAGCGUUACCUGUGCCAGGCCGUGGAGUGUUACAGCACCAGGCCAUCACUGACAGAAACGUUUACUUAACGAAUGUUCUUAAACCAGUGUGUACUUCAAUCGUUUCCUUUUGUUUCUCUGUGUUGUGUAAUUCCUGUGUAUGUGGUUUUGCUUAGGCAGGUAUAACUUAGCAAAGACUUUUAAGUAUUGCACCUUUUUUUGGUUUUGACCUCUUUCCCCCCCACCUCCCCUUGUAAUGUUGCUUUUUUAUUUCGGUAUUUAAAGACUUUUUUUUUUUUUAAAGCAUUGAUGUAGUAGUAUUCUGGGCCGAACAAGGGGCAACGUUUAAUCCACAGUUAUCACCAACAUGUAUGUACUUAUGUUGGAAUGAAAAUGUAUCAAACUGCUUAUUGUGAAGAGAGUUAUAGCAGACCCGAAGAGGGGUGCAAAGCAGAGGGCGGGUGGGGGGAGGGGGACAUAUGUGGGGAUGUACUAGCACUUGUGUGGACAUCCCAGUCUGCAUUAUACUGUUUAACAUAAAGUGCCGACAUUUUGUACCAGCAAAUACCUGCCCAUUCCAACCCUUGGUGGGAGUAGACCUCUACUGUCCUCCAUAACCUGCUGCUAUUGAGGACAAGGGAGUUUUUCUUUCCUUAGCAUCUUCAGUGAAGGAUACAACAAUGCCUAAUGUGUUUGACUUUUAGUUUGUCUGUGUGUAGGAGGGUGGGGGUGUGUAUAGGAAAAGGCAAAAACAAAUGAUUUGCAUUUUAAGUGGUUUUUUGAGACAAAGAAUGGGAAAUUCUGUAGUCCUCUAAGCUUACCCUGUUGAUUUAUAAACCUAGCCUCAAAGGAGAGUGACAGGCACAAUCCAAGUGCACGCUCACACCUCUAAGUCUGUAUGAGCCCUUGGUGGGUAGGUGGUCACACUUGAGUCUGCAGUGCUGGUUUGGCCCUGUUAGAUGCCUUGUUGAAAACUGAGCAUGCCCUCUACCUGCCGUCCAGUUUUCAUCACCACCGUGCCCCUUCCACUGCUGCCCCUGUACAAAAUGUCUCCUUCCAGGCCCCAAUGAUUGUUCUCUGUGUGUGGUGACUGCCCAGUGAAGAGCAGCUUGUGUUCAGACAUCUACAGAAGGCUAAAUCUUAGUGUCGCUGGGCCAGGAGCACAUCCAAGGCUCCUGCAAGCCAGUGGUGACUCUGUCCACUGUCGCUCUUGGCUCACUGCUAUGUCCUGCCCCGCCUUCCUCUCUUCCUGCCUGUUGGUUCCUUGACCUGCACUAUGGGUUAGUUGAGUUCCUUACGAUACUACGGUGAAAGCCGGGUGCUAGAGCCCCUCUUGUUUACAAGACAUAAUGAGGGAUUUGAAAUAUGUAAAAAUAAACAUGAGAAGCUAAAAUGUUCUUCCAUCAUAAGCUUAAAGGGAAAAAAACUAAAAACUUAAAAAAAAAAGACCAAAAAGUGCGUAUAUAUAUAUAUAUACAUAUAAAUAUAUAUUUUAGAUGAAGACUAACUCUGGGAGCAUUUAACAGUGUUUUUUGUUUCUGUUUUUAACAUUUAUUUUCCUGCUUUAAAAUUUGCAAGCAUUCUCAGGAAUUCUAGGGUAGGAAGCCAGUUUUUUGAAGAUGGUUUAUUUAACCGUAUCUUAUCCUAGAUAGACGGCUGUUUCUUUCCUGUUAAUAAAGUUUUACAAGUUCCUGAAACUUCAAAAGUUUAAACAAUUUUUACUUAAAUGUGUAAAAAGAAAAGUCUUCAAACAUUAUUGUCAUACUGGGGAUCACACAUUUUAAAACACAUAGAAAAAAUAUUUUUUAAAAAUUAUCAAUUUAGCAGCAACAGUAAAUUCAUUAUCUUAAAAUAAGGGAGAAGGAUUAAGCUUUAUAAGAGCUCCAGCAUGGAUUCAUUUGAACUUGUGUGUAGUUUAAUGGGAGAGUGUUUGGUCUAUACAAAUGGGAAUGCUAUCACUUUGUUCCUUUCCAUUUAAGACUGAACUGAAAUCUC
Messenger RNA from Nycticebus coucang (slow loris), 9419 nucleotides. It is a transcript of the gene TNRC6B, whose product is annotated as trinucleotide repeat containing adaptor 6B. The record is from RefSeq and is a predicted model, not a curated record. Gene Ontology annotation, biological process: positive regulation of nuclear-transcribed mRNA poly(A) tail shortening; miRNA-mediated post-transcriptional gene silencing. Gene Ontology annotation, cellular component: P-body; nucleoplasm. Lineage: Eukaryota; Metazoa; Chordata; Mammalia; Primates; Lorisidae. Gene Ontology annotation, molecular function: nucleic acid binding. The transcript is spliced from 26 exons. The coding region runs from base 325 to 5946 and encodes 1873 amino acids.